AUGACGGUCAAUAGAUACCAGCUCGUACAGCGACUUCGGGAACAUUUCUGGACGAGAUGGACUAAAGAUUAUCUCGCUACUCUCCAGCAACGUAUCAAGUGGAAAACCAGUAAGGGAUCCAUCAAGAUCGACGACCUAGUCCUUGUCAUGGACGAUCAGCUGCCACCAAUGAAAUGGCUACUAGGGCGCAUCGUGAAACUGUAUACUGGAAAUGAUGGAGUCUGCAGAGUAGUCGACCUAAAAACGAAGAACGGCAUUAUCAAGCGAGCCGUAUCAAGGCUAUCAGCCUUAGAAGGAUUAGGCUCCCAUGAGCCUCUUGAAAGCUAG
This is a messenger RNA of Cydia amplana, 327 nucleotides long. RefSeq lists its product as uncharacterized. The record is from RefSeq and is a predicted model, not a curated record. The transcript has a single exon. Lineage: Eukaryota; Metazoa; Arthropoda; Insecta; Lepidoptera; Tortricidae. The coding region runs from base 1 to 327 and encodes 108 amino acids.